Molecule: messenger RNA, 1999 nt
Organism: Rosa rugosa (rugosa rose)
Lineage: Eukaryota; Viridiplantae; Streptophyta; Magnoliopsida; Rosales; Rosaceae
Product: cysteine-rich repeat secretory protein 38-like
Exons: 5
Coding region: 390-1970 (526 amino acids)
Biological process (GO): protein phosphorylation
Molecular function (GO): ATP binding; protein kinase activity
Source: RefSeq, a predicted model, not a curated record
AUACUCUUGGUGGAUAAUUCUAUUUUUCCCUUUGUUAUUACCAAAAGACAGCUAGCUUUGGCCUCCAAAACUGACCAUUUCAACUCUAUUCAUCUCAUCGUCGUCUUGCCGUGAGAUUAUACCGUUCCAUAUAAUCUCUCGAUCAAUUUCGGAUUAAUAACAAACCCUCUCAAGCUCUCUCUCUCUCUAUAUUUAUCAAUCUCACAACCGAUCUCGUCUCAUCGAUUUCUUUCCUCAAUCCAUCGAUCUCUCUCUGAUUACCAGAUCAGAGAUCUCUUCUCCACGCUUAGAUCUGAGUGUUUGUCGAAGCCUUUUACUACAGUGAAUCGCUUUCUUUCGGAUCUUCUAUCGAUCUUAGUUUCUCCCUUGUCCCUCUCUUCUUGGACAAGAUGAAAUUUUGGUUCUUCAUUUCUCUCCUCUUCAAUUUGUUACUGAGCAUCAACAGCACAGUAACUCAAACUGAAGACCAUCCCCCUUUUCUGCACAGCUGUUUCAGCAACAGAGGUAACUACACUGCUAAUAGCAUCUACCACGUACGCCAACCUCAAUCAGAUUCUCUCUCAGAUCUCCCCUCCACUGACAAUGGUUAUGGGUUCUACAACACCUCAGCAGGACAAAACCCUGACAAAGCCCACGCAAUUGGGCUCUGUAGAGGCGAUCUUAAGCCCGAUCCCUGCAGAAGCUGCCUGGAUGGGGUUAGAAAUCUUCUCAUAGAGGCGUGUCCCUCUGAGAAAGAGGCGAUUGGGUGGUACGAGAACUGCAUGCUUCGCUUCUCAAACCGCUCCCUUCACGGCUCCACGGAAGUCGUUCCUGCCUUCUCUCUGUGGAAGGCAGAGAGCCUAUUGUCCGGUGAUGACGUGGCUGCCGGGUUCAACCGGAAGCUCAAGAACUUACUGAAAACCCUAAGGACUGAGGCCGCAGGCGGCGGCAAUCUUAGAAAGUUUGCAGCAGGAAGUGCCAGCGUUAGGGUUGCUCGGAAUUCCAAUCAAUUGACGAUAUAUGCGCUUGUCCAAUGCACACCCGAUUUGUCGGAGACAGACUGCAAAAGGUGCUUGCUUGAGGCCUUUUGGUAUAUACCAAGAUGCUGUGAUGGGAAGGAUACGGGGAGGCUUGUUAUACCUAGCUGCAAUUUGAGGUUUGAGCUGUCUCUCUUCUUUGACAAAGCUGCUACUGUGCUGCCUUUGCCUGUCUCUCAUAGCUCUCCUCCUCCAAUCUCUGCCAAUACCACACGUAUUUCGCAAGGAAUAUUGAAAAACCAAAAACUUUGGAAUGUGAUGAUUCUCGUUAUGGCAAUCGUUGGUGGUGUUUUGUCGCUAUUCAUGUGCUAUUGUUUGAGAGUACUCGGAGUAGAUAGGAUCUCAAGUGAACAAAUUACAACUGCAAGUUCUUCGGUAGUUGAAUCACCUAAAACGACGUCCUCGGUAUAUGUCACUCAGAUUAGUUAUGACGAUGUCAUAUUGGCCACGGGUGGCUUUGCUGAUAAACGGGGACAAGGCGGCUUUGGUCCUGUUUUCAAGGGUCUUUUGAACGGCCAAGAUAUAGCCGUGAAAAUACUCUCGACGGAAUACGAACAAGGAGAUGUACACUUUUCAACUGAAGUCGCAGUUUUGGGCAACCUUCGACAUGGCAAUUUAGUCAAGCUCCUGCAUUUCAGUGUGGAAGGAGAUGAAAGGGUUCUUGUAUAUGAGUAUGUCCCAAAUCAAAGUCUUGAUCGCUUCAUAUUUGAUCAAAACGAGGGCGAAGGUUUGGAUUGGGAUAGACGCUACAUCAUCAUAGUUGGCACUGCACGAGGACUCUGUUACCUUCAUCAUAAUGCUUCUCCUAAAUUUUUUCAUCGUGAUGUAAAAACCAGCAACAUAUUACUAGAUGCAAUAUGGAAUCCCAACAUAUUCCUGCUUGUUCACCUAACUGUAUACAGCUGUUUAUACAGUUGUUGGUUACUAAUUUACAAUAUAGUGAAUGUUCAGUGAUCAAUUACAAAGAGUCGAUCAGAUCAGUA